CGGCGGCCCCGGCGGAUCACCCAGUGCAAAUGGAGAAUCCCUAUAAGGAGCCUCCACAAAGAUGUGUGUUGUGUGGGAUAAAAGUGGACUACAAGAACGUGCAGCUUCUGUCACAGUUUAUUUCUCCCUACACUGGCCAUAUUUAUGGCAGGCACAUAACAGGUUUGUGUAACAGGAAACAGAAAGAAGUUUCAAAAGCCAUUAAAAGAGCUCAUGUGUUUGGAUUUAUGUCAGUGAUGUUUAAGAACCCAUCGUUUCUUACGGACCCCAAGAUCUGUAAUGUCAAGUAUCCAGAGUAAUGUGUAYUGUAAAGAAAUAAAAAAUAAAGUUAUUUGAUUUCUU
Messenger RNA from Nothoprocta perdicaria, 342 nucleotides. It is a transcript of the gene MRPS18C, whose product is annotated as mitochondrial ribosomal protein S18C. The record is from RefSeq and is a predicted model, not a curated record. Gene Ontology annotation, biological process: mitochondrial translation. Gene Ontology annotation, cellular component: ribosome; mitochondrial small ribosomal subunit. NCBI's taxonomy places the organism in Eukaryota, Metazoa, Chordata, Aves, Tinamiformes, Tinamidae. The transcript has 5 exons. Bases 30 to 299 code for a protein of 89 amino acids. Gene Ontology annotation, molecular function: small ribosomal subunit rRNA binding; structural constituent of ribosome.